Dunckerocampus dactyliophorus (ringed pipefish) is the source of this 1839-nucleotide messenger RNA. It is a transcript of the gene zbtb35, whose product is annotated as zinc finger protein 131. The transcript has 9 exons. NCBI's taxonomy places the organism in Eukaryota, Metazoa, Chordata, Actinopteri, Syngnathiformes, Syngnathidae. Gene Ontology annotation, biological process: regulation of transcription by RNA polymerase II. Gene Ontology annotation, molecular function: RNA polymerase II cis-regulatory region sequence-specific DNA binding; DNA-binding transcription factor activity, RNA polymerase II-specific; protein binding. The record is from RefSeq and is a predicted model, not a curated record. Bases 157 to 1833 code for a protein of 558 amino acids. Gene Ontology annotation, cellular component: nucleus.
UAAUGUUGAUUGUCAAACACGAAAUGGCGAGCAUGCUAAGGGGCCCGUUAACGUUAUGUGCAGCACUUAGGUGCCCUCCUAUGUUUACUUUUAACACGGUGAAUAACAUCAAUGAUUGCAUAGACAUAUUUGACGCCGGAAAGAAUCAGGUGGAUCAUGGCGGCUGAAGUAAUAGGAGGCAGUGAGUUCCCUGCUCAUUACAAAGUCAUGAUGGACAAACUCAACGAACAGCGGCAGUUGGACCAGUUCACAGACAUUACUUUGAUUGUAGAUGGCCACCAGUUCAGAGCACAUAAAGCAGUGUUGGCAGCAUGCAGCCAGUUCUUCCACAAAUUCUUCCAGGAUUUUACCCAGGAGCCUUUGGUGGAGAUUGAAGGGGUGAGCAACAUGGCCUUUCGACAACUGAUGGAGUUCACGUACACCGCCACGUUAGUCGUGGCGGGAAAAGAAGAAGCCUACGAUGUGUGGAAAGCUGCCGAAUACCUCCAGAUGCAGGAAGCCAUCAAGGCCCUCAGCAACAAGAUCAGUGAGACUUCUGUAACGGAAAAGAGCAACAGUAGAAAAAGAAAGAUUACUGAGACAUCUUAUGUCAUCACAGAAACCCUGCCCAAAGCUGAAGGGGAACAGGUGGAGAUAGAAAUGAUUGGGGAAGGUGCCGUUGAGGUGGAGGACUCGGGACUGGAGGAGGUGGUCGAUGUGGCAAAGAGCGCUCAGUCAAACGACUCUGCCCUGGCGCUGCUUGCGGACAUAACCAGCAAGUACCAGCAGGGGCAGCCUUCACUGCAAGUAAUCAAGAAGGGAGACAUUGAAGAGGAAGUCCUCUAUCAGGAAGAAACAGUGACAGCUUCUAAAGUGAUUGAAAAUGUAGAGGUGGUGGAGGUCCAGAUUUCCCAAGUGGACAACACGUUCCGCUGUAGCAAGUGUGACCGCAGCUUCAAGCUGUACUACCAUCUCAAGCAGCACCUGAAAACGCACCUGGGCAUGCUGAAAAAGCAGCACGUGUGCAGCCACUGCGGCAAAGGCUACACGCGGGAGGGCGCUCUGAAUCAGCACUUGAGCUCGUUCCAUUUUGACGCAGAGGAGCUGGCCCAGCACCAGAAAUCCCAAAAGAGAGUGCAUGUUUGUGAGUACUGCAAGAAGCACUUCGACCACUUUGGACAUUUUAAGGAGCAUCUGCGAAAGCAUACUGGUGAAAAGCCAUACGAGUGUCCAGACUGCCAUGAAAGAUUUGCAAGGAACAGCACACUGAAGUGCCAUAUGGCGGCCUGUCAGAACGGGGCUGGGGCCAAGAAAGGACGCAAGAAACUCUAUGAAUGCCAGGUGUGCAGCAGCGUAUUCAACAGCUGGGACCAAUUCAAAGACCAUCUAGUGAGCCACACUGGAGAUAAGCCCAAUCAUUGCACAAUGUGCGACGUGUGGUUCACUGACUCUAAAGAGCUGAAGGCCCACCUCAAGGACAUUCACUCCAUCGAGGACAACAAGUCGCCCCAAGAGCUGGUGGUCGCCGACACCACAGGGCUGACCAUCGCCACGCAGAACAUUGAGGCGACUGAAACAGUGCUGCUGGACGACGGCAUCCAGGUGGAACAUGUCACAGUGGACCCCAUAGAAGUGAUGGAGAUGGAAGAGGCCACCACGGUUGUGGUGGAGGAUGGGGGCGUGGCCGAGAUGUGCGAGGAGGACAUGGAGAGACUGAAGCAGGCCGGCGUGCAGAUCCAGGUGGUGCGCCUAUCCUCCAGCGACGUACAACCGCAGAUCAUCCCUCAGGUGGAAGUAGAGGUGGAGGGCGACGUGAUGAACGUGGAGGAAACAAUACAUGCGGUGGUUGUAUGAACCAAG